Molecule: messenger RNA, 2346 nt
Organism: Equus caballus (horse)
Lineage: Eukaryota; Metazoa; Chordata; Mammalia; Perissodactyla; Equidae
Gene: ELK4
Product: ETS transcription factor ELK4
Biological process (GO): regulation of transcription by RNA polymerase II; cell differentiation
Cellular component (GO): nucleus
Molecular function (GO): sequence-specific DNA binding; DNA-binding transcription factor activity, RNA polymerase II-specific
Source: RefSeq, a predicted model, not a curated record
AACCACAAUGCACAGGACAGGCUCCAGGAACAAAGAAUUAUCUGGCUCAAAAUAUCAGUAGUGCCAAAGUUGAGAAACUCUGGCCUAAACAGGAAGAUCCUAAGACUUGAGAUAUUGAAAAGUUUUUCAGUUCACAUCUGGAUAAUUAAAUAAAGUUUGCUAAUCAAAUCAAAGGAGGAUGGACUCUCUGUGGACAGAAUGGUGACAGAACUUGUAAGUUAAAUCAGGGAACAAUUUGCUGAAUUUUCAGUGCCGCCAAUUUAUAUGUAAAUUACAUUUGUGAUCAUGGAAACUAUUUGGAGGAGAAAUAGCAGUCGAGCAAGAGUAGAUUAUUCCUUAGACCUCCAGGACACCUGGAGACACGCACAUGUACGUAUCCUGGCAAAUGGACCGACUCGGUUGACUUAGGUACUGCUGAAAUGGUGGUCUCCUUGGAGAAUAUGGCGAUGAGUUUUUAAGCUCUUUGCUAUGGACAGUGCUAUCACUCUGUGGCAGUUCCUUCUCCAGCUCCUCCAGAAGCCUCAGAACAAGCACGUGAUCUGCUGGACGUCUAAUGAUGGGGAGUUCAAGCUUCUGCAGGCGGAAGAGGUGGCUCGCCUCUGGGGCAUUCGAAAGAACAAGCCUAAUAUGAACUAUGACAAACUCAGCCGAGCCCUCAGAUACUACUACGUAAAGAAUAUCAUUAAAAAAGUGAAUGGUCAGAAGUUUGUGUACAAGUUUGUGUCUUACCCAGAGAUUUUGAAGAUGGACCCCAUGACAGUGGGCAGGACUGAGGGAGAGUGCGACAUGCUCAGCUUCAGUGAGGUCAGCAGCAGCUCCAAAGACAUGGAGAGUGGGGGGAAAGAGAAGCCGCCUCCCCCUGGAGCCAAGACCUCCAGCCGCAACGACUACAUACACUCUGGCUUAUAUUCUUCAUUUACUCUUAACUCUCUGAACUCCUCCCAUAAGAAGCUUUUCAAAUCUAUAAAGAUUGAGAAUCCAGCUGAGAAACUGGCCGAGAAAAAAUCCCCUCAGGAGCCAACGCCAUCUGUCAUCAAAUUUGUAACAACACCUUCCAAAAAGCCACCAGUUGAACCUGUUGCUGCCGCCGUUUCUUCUGGCCCGAGUAUCUCUCCAUCUUCUGAAGAAACCGUCCAAGCAUUGGAGACUUUGGCUUCCCCCAGACUGCCUUCCCUGGAGGCCCCCACCUCUGCCUCCAGUGCAACCACCGCUUUUCCCACCACGCCUCCUCUUUCCUCCAUGUCCCCAUCUUUGCAAGAUCCUCCAAGAACACCUUCCCCACCGCUGAGUUCUAACCCAGACAUUGACACAGACAUCGAUUCGGUGGCUUCUCAGCCAAUGGAACUUGCAGAGAACUUGUCACUGGAGCCUAAAGAUGAGGGUUCAUUUUUGCCAGAAAAGGACAAAACAAAUAGUUCAUCAAGAUCCAAGAAACCUAAAGGGUUAGAGUUGGCCCCAGCCCUUGUGAUCACAGGCAGUGACCCAAGCCCACUGGGAAUAUUAAGCCCCUCUCUGCCUACAGCUUCUCUCACACCAGCACUAUUUUCACAGACACCCAUCUUACUGACUCCGAGCCCCUUACUCUCCAGUAUCCACUUUUGGAGCACUCUCAGCCCUGUUGCUCCCCUGAGUCCAGCCAGACUGCAAGGUGCUAACACGCUUUUCCAGUUUCCUUCUGUACUGAACAGUCAUGGGCCGUUCACUCUUUCUGGCCUGGAUGGACCUUCCACCCCUGGCCCAUUUUCCCCAGAUCUACAGAAAACAUAACCUAUGCACUUGUGGAAGGAAAGAACGAAGGAAUAAAGAAGGAGAGACAUUCAAUGUGGCUACAUUUGAAGUGAGCAAAUGAUAGUUCCACAAUGCUGAUAAUAGACUAUUGCGAUUUUUGCCGUUCCUUAUUGAAAUGCCUUUUUAGGCUUUUCUUUGAAUAAGACUCAAGUUGGAUUGUGUAUAAAAAUGCCUUAAUUGGAGUCCUAACUCCACCUCCCUCUUUUUCUUUUUUUAAAAUGUUUUGAGCUUUGUGUUAAAGAAAUUUUGGUUUGUGUUAAAGAAAAUUCUGGCUAUGCUUUGCAGGAGCAAUUAAGAACAAAGUUACUCCUUCUGCCUUAUUGGAACCUUUUGACCAAGAAAAAAAUCAUGCUUUGAGUAUAUUAUUUAAAGAAAUAUUAGUUAAGUGAAAUUGGCCAUAUCUUUAGGACUAAGUGUGCUCUGUUGAAUAACUAAAAGUGAGCUGUGCAUAAGCAGCGGAGGGAAAAGAAUCAUUCGUUUUCACACAAAGUAAGAUCGGAGCAGUGCUAUUGGGGAGAUUGUAUUCUGCUGUGAAUGUAACCUGUGUAAGCAACUCCA